UGUCCCACCCUUCUCUUGGGCUUUCAUUCCAAUGCACAGUGCACAGGCGAUGGACCGGGGUAGAACUAGGGGAGGAAUCUCAGAUUGAGUUAGAGAAAGUCCAUUUAGUCCUUCAGUGUGGGCCACUGUUUGGUGUAAAGGGGGUUACUUGCCUAUCUUGGUUGUUCGGCUGUGCUAAGCUAGUGUGGUUGUUUCUCCAGCCCCGAAGAAAUAUUAUAUUGGUGCUCGUAAACUGUUGAGUACUGCCACAGCUAACAAAAUAGCGGGUUAGCUGUCCACCAGGCAAUCUGUAUUGGAGCUCCAGUUCAAAUCCAACACCCUGCCCUGAUCUACCGCAACAGUCAUGUCUUCUCCAGGGGACUUUGGAAACCCGUUGAGGAAAUUCAAACUGGUCUUUCUCGGAGAACAGAGUGUGGGAAAGACUUCGUUGAUCACAAGGUUCAUGUAUGACAGCUUUGACAACACCUACCAGGCCACAAUAGGAAUCGACUUUUUAUCGAAAACCAUGUAUCUUGAGGACAGAACAGUUCGUCUGCAGCUGUGGGACACUGCUGGGCAGGAGCGCUUCCGGAGCCUCAUCCCCAGCUACAUACGAGACUCCACCGUGGCCGUGGUGGUCUAUGACAUCACAAACGUUAACUCUUUCCAGCAGACUACAAAGUGGAUCGAUGACGUCAGAACGGAGAGAGGAAGUGAUGUCAUAAUCAUGCUGGUUGGGAACAAGACGGAUCUCGCAGAUAAGAGACAAAUAAGCACUGAGGAGGGCGAACAGAGAGCAAAGGAACUCAGUGUUCUGUUUAUCGAAACCAGUGCAAAGACAGGAUACAAUGUCAAACAGCUGUUCAGGCGCGUGGCUGCUGCUCUGCCUGGUAUGGAGAGCACUCAGGACAAGAGCAGAGAAGACAUGGUGGACAUCAAGCUGCCUGCAGACUCCCCGGAGCAGCCCAUCAGCGAGAGUGCCUGCUCAUGCUAGGCCUUCGCCGACGCCACCUUUACCACUCCCAUUCUCUCUCUCUCUGGAUCUCUCUAUCUCUGUCUCUCUCUCUCUCUCUCUCUCACCGCCUCUGUCCAUCUCUCUUUCUCUCCCUCCUUCUUCUCUUUAUAUCUCCUUCUUACAUACACUCCCUCUCUUUCCUUCUGUCUCUCUCCUGCCUCUCCUUUUCUGCUUCUCCUGGUCUUUUCCCCACACUAUGAACUCUCUUCACCCUUCUCUCUUUCCCUCUUUUCUUUCUCUUUCUCUAUAUCCAUCCCUCUCUCUGGUGGUCCUGCUUUCCUUGAUUUGUGUUUUUUUUGUCGGGUUCAGUAUCGCUGCUUUCUCCAAGGCUGGCAUCACCCCUCCCCUCCCCUCCCUCGGAUGCGGUGUCUGUCCAGGGGGGGUAAAAGAGAACACUACCUGUCCAGCGUCUUCUUGUCCUCGUUAUGUCCUGCCCACUCACUCUGAAGACCUUAAGCUUAAACAAGCACAAAACGUACGUGGAUGUGAAUGGUGUUGCUUCUUCUAUCUAUCUAUUCUGUUCUUUUUUUUUUUCUUCCUCCUGUUUCAAGUUCUUUUCCUGGCUUCUUUUUUUGCUUUUGUGUCCAUUUUGUUUUCCAAAAGAAAAAAGGUUGUCACUAGGUUGUUUUUGUUUUCUUUUUUGUUUUUUUUUGCAUAGCAUGGGAAAGCACUGUGUCAUGUUGUUUGUUGUGCGUGUACCAUGGUGAGUGCGUACCCAACUGAGACGCCACACAGCACAGAGCACUUGGCAUGAACGUUGGCCAUGGAUUGUUAAAUUUCCAGGACCCACACUGCAUAUGACGGCACAGCACCUGUGCUGAUUGUAAUGCCUUUAGCUGAACACCCACAUUUAAGUUAGAAUCACCACUACACAGUGUCGUUGGCAAGGGUCCCGCCGAUUAGGUUGCUGAGAUGCAAGGGUUCAAACCCAGAACAGUAACUUUCAAUGCAGAACACACAUUAGGAUUGCACCGCAUUGUGGACCUUUUGGGUUCUGUUUGUCCCGCACUGGGCUGAAUGGCCUCUUGUUCGGUGUUUCAGCUAUUGUUCUGUAAGAAAUGGUGUCACUUUUCUUCACUGGUGAAGAGUCCCCUGUACAAAAGAAGACGAACAUUCAAAACUUUGUACAGAUCUGCCCCCUACCUGUCAGGUACAGAAUUACACUCAGUGUGUGACUGCAAAUGGUGAGAGUAAAAGCGGACUCAGACAGAAAGUCGGUCAGAGUAGACAGAGUCCACAUCAAUGUUAAGGAGGGAGUGUGUUUACAAAAGGUGGUUUUUCGGUGUGACUCCCAUAGUGUAAGCCACUGUGUGGCCUAUGAGCUCACGAAUGGAUUGGCUAGCUAGCUAUACUGCCAUGGCAACAAGAUGAGUGCUCGGUGUACUUCCUGGUCAGAACAGUUCCCAGAAUUCACCUUUCUUUGCUCUGCUGCCAUUUCCUCACAUUUUUUCCCCCUUUUUGGUCAAGACUUUUCACAUCUUGUUCAGAUGAAAUAAUCUAUAGAUUUUAAGAGUAUAGAUGGGGAGAAAUGUAUGCUUUUAAAAGAAAAAAUGGUAGAUGUUAAUAGGACUUCUUUUGUAUAUUGGGGAAGCGUUAUACAUCUUUACUUAUAUCAGAUAUUAUGCAGCCAUGCCUUCUAAGUGUUCGGUUUUUGUAGGGCUUCCAUGGGUCUGGUCAUUUGUUAGCAUUGUAAAGUUUGAUUUUCAUGUUAUAUCGAUUCUUCAGAUAGAUUUUUUUUCGUUUGUUCUUUUUUUAAUGAGAAUUAUUUAACAUGUUUGUUCUGUCAAUCAUGUUAUUAUAUUUAUUUGUACUGGAUCAUGUCAUGCUUUUUAUUAAUGUUAGCACAUUUUUUUUCCCUUUUUCAAUGUCCUGGCCCAAGGCAAAAUCACUGACUAUGCUUAAUUAUAUGCCACCUCCCAAGAUCCCAAAUACAAAGAAAUGUAAAAAAUUCUCUCUGGAAACAUGUCGUGCAAUGUGUGGGGUUUUUAUAUCCUCUGGAACAAGAUCCACCGUUAUCAUUUAGUCGUCACAUUACUAAUUUGUCCUCCUUUUCCGUGUCAUGAUUUUUGUUUGUUUGGACGGAUUUUAACGGUCACUGCUGUGUGCUGAUGUGGUGGUGUGCACAAAGGCCAUAAUUUGCACUGCUAGAUAUUGUGUCUCUUUUUGACAUCCCUAAUAAAGAUCUGUAUUUAGUAACUCUGGA
This is a messenger RNA of Engraulis encrasicolus (European anchovy), 3197 nucleotides long. RefSeq names its product RAB6A, member RAS oncogene family (gene rab6a). Gene Ontology annotation, molecular function: GTP binding; GTPase activity. The record is from RefSeq and is a predicted model, not a curated record. Gene Ontology annotation, biological process: vesicle-mediated transport. Bases 344 to 973 code for a protein of 209 amino acids. The transcript is spliced from 8 exons. NCBI's taxonomy places the organism in Eukaryota, Metazoa, Chordata, Actinopteri, Clupeiformes, Engraulidae.